Corylus avellana is the source of this 1430-nucleotide messenger RNA. Its product is annotated as HAD superfamily, subfamily IIIB acid phosphatase. NCBI's taxonomy places the organism in Eukaryota, Viridiplantae, Streptophyta, Magnoliopsida, Fagales, Betulaceae. The record is from RefSeq and is a predicted model, not a curated record.
GCUUUAGUUUUGAUUGAUUGGUUAGCUUCUAGUGUCUGUUUUACUCAGUGACUUAUGGAGUUUUGUUGGAACAAACUUUGCUGGAGAAGAAAAGAAGUGGGUUUAUCUCAGUUUUUUAUUUUCUUUUGACCAAUGCGAUGACAUGAUCAGCUCAGUGUCUUAGGGACCCAGUUCAUGAUUUUAUGUUGUUUGUAUUGUGAUGGAUGAUCACGUGGUUAAAAAUGGUCAAGUUCAAUGUAUUUUCUCUGGUUGGGUGCUGGAAAUUAGACUGCUGGGCCUAUAUUGAAUAAGGUGGCCUUCUAUCUUCCAGAAGGGAUCGAAAGAAUUUUCUGUGCAUACUAAUUGUGGCCAAUGAUUGCUGAUUGAGUUAGAAACCAUGUCUGCAUAUGGCCAUCAAAUGGAGCGGGAGUACUCCGCGCGGAGUCUCUCCAAUAGAGAAAAUUCCGGCACGGAGAUGGGAAGUCGUUAUGUGAUGGAGUCAGGGUUCUACAUGACAUCUUUUGCUGCAACAAUCUUCAUUGCUGGCCUUGUAACUGUUGGGGUUUUAUUAAUCACUUUGCUGAUUGCAUUAACAGUAAUGUUGCAAUCUUGCCAAAGUAAGAGUUCAGGAGUUGUUGAAAUUCAGAAACCAAGUGAUGAUUACAAUGAUUGCAAGAUUUUUGCUCUGUAUGCAGAGCUCAACAGCUUGGAAGCAGAUGAAUUCCCUUCAAUUUGCAGGGAUUUUGCUAGCCAGUAUAUUAGAGUAGGUCAAUAUGCGAGAGAUUUAAAUGCUACUAUGCUGGUGGUUGAGAACUAUUUCAGUAGCAUUAUGCCGCUAAACAAUGUUCUGGAUGUUGUAUUAAUUGACAUAGAUGACAUUCUUUCCUCAAAUCUUCACCAUAUCAAUCCAUUAAUGCACAGAUUUGAUCAGUUCAGUUGUAGUGAUUGUAUUGAAGAGGCUAAGCAUCUGAAGCACCUGCUUAUCUUUAGAUUAUACAUGAAACUUCAAGCUAGUGGGUGGCCUUUAAUUUUGUUAUCAAGAAAGUCUCAGAGACAACAGAAUGCCACUGUAGGGCAUCUUCUUUCUGCAGGAUAUAGUGGUUGGACUUCAUUGAUUAUGAGAUCGGAUGAUGAAGUGCAUAUGGAUAGCUGUGAAUACUUUUCCAGACGAAGGGCAGUGAUGCAGAAAUCUGGCUUCCAUAUAGCAGGUGUGAUAAGCAGCCACAUGGAUGCUUUAACAGGCCCAUAUUUAGGAAAGCGUAUUUUUAAGCUUCCGAAUGCUAUAUAUUACAAUUUGGAGCGUCAAAUUGGGAAAUCUGUUCCAGAAUAGAUCAUGUUCAAAGGUGGAACUGUCGGAUUUUUGUUCUUGUAUUAAUCCUUUGAGAGUCUUAGAUUGUAAACUCUGUUCAGCCACAUCAGAUUUUUACUUUAUGAUUAUUACUGUUCAUUAA